Messenger RNA from Plasmodium falciparum 3D7, 3543 nucleotides. Its product is annotated as putative zinc finger protein. Gene Ontology annotation, biological process: regulation of signaling. NCBI's taxonomy places the organism in Eukaryota, Apicomplexa, Aconoidasida, Haemosporida, Plasmodiidae. Gene Ontology annotation, molecular function: ubiquitin-protein transferase activity. The record is from RefSeq and is a predicted model, not a curated record.
AUGAUAAAGAAAAGAAAAAAAAAAAAAAAAGAAGAAAAAGAAAAAGAAGAAAAAUAUUCAUUCAUGAAUAUCUCUUCUUUUAAUCGUAAAUGUAAUAAAGAAAAGUAUCAUUUCUUUAAUACAGCAAUGAAUAUAAAAAAAAAAUAUAUUUGUGAUGAUAAUAAUAUAACCCUUGUGGGGAAUAAUAUAAAUGAAAAUAAAAAUAAUAUAAAGGUAAAUAAAAAUAAUAUAAAGGAAAAUAAAAAUAAUAUAAAGAAAAAUAAAAAUAAUAUAAAUGAAAAUAAAAAUAAUAUAAAUGAAAAUAAAAAUGAUAUAAAUGAAAAUAAAAAUAACAUAUGUCAAAAGGCAAAAGAGCAAUCAUCUCUUUUGAACCUAAAUAUUCGGAAGGAAAAAAAUGAACAUGAAUAUUUUAUAAACGAUGACAUAUUUAUAUCUACAAUAAAAGAAAAUGAAUUAAAUAAUAUACAUAUUAAUAAAACGUGCACUUUACAAGACGUGGAAUAUUAUAAUGUUCAUUUGAAAAAUAAAUUUUAUAAAACAUAUAUUCAUUCAUACGAUAAUAAAAUGUUAAAUGUGGAUGAAGAAGGUGAAUAUGAUCGCAACGAAAAUAUUAAUAGAAAUGAAAGUAUACAUAUUGUAAAUGCGAGUGGAUAUAUGCAUGAAAGUAUACAUGAUGUAAGUCAUAAUUAUGAGGGAAACCUUACCAAUAAUAAUAAUAUAAUAGAAAGUGAUAUAUUAGAAAAUAAUAUAAAAAUAAAUAGCAAUAUUACUAAUAAUAAUGUUAUUAAUUCUUCAAAUCAAGAUAAUGAUGUUCAUGUAAAUGUCCCGUCACAGAAUAACUAUGAGGAGAAAAAAGAAGAAUGUCAACAGAAAGAAAGAACAAAUGAGAGUAUAAAUAACAUAAAUAGUGAUAAUAAUAAAAAUGAUAUACAUAAUGUAAAUAAUAAUAACAAUGUAAAUAAUAAUGACAGUGUAAAUAAUAAUGACAGUGUAAAUAAUAAUGACAGUGUAAAUAAUAAUGACAGUGUAAAUAAUAAUGACAGUGUAAAUAAUAAUGACAGUGUAAAUAAUAAUGACAAUAUAAAUAAUUAUGACAAUAUAAAUAAUUAUGACAAUAUAAAUAAUUAUGACAAUAUAAAUAAUAAUGACAAUACAAAUAAUAAUGACAAUACAAAUAAUUAUGACAAUACAAAUAAUUAUGACAAUACAAAUAAUUAUGACAAUAUAAAUAAUUAUGACAAUACAAAUAAUAACAGUGAUAUUAUUGAUUCAUCUAAUGUAAGCCCAAGAGAAGGAGAAAAUGAACAUAAUAGUAGAGAGACAAGCAAUAUAAACAAUAGAGGAAUAAGUUUUAUAGAAAAUGGUCAUAGUAAUGUAUCGAAUGAAGAUGAUUUAAAUUAUUAUGUUAUUACUAUAAGGGAGCUAAGAACUAAUGAUAUAAAUAGAAGAGAUGACGAUAAUAUAAGUAUUGAAGAUGAACAUAUAUAUUCUUUUACAAAAUGUUUUAUUAGUAAAAUAUUAGGUUAUGAUAUAAAACCUGACUUAGAAGAAUAUAAUAUGAAUAAAAUAAUAAGAAGUCUUUUAUUUAUCUUAAUGUUAUUUAUUUUAUUUUGUACUGAAUUUCUUUUUGUUUAUAAUAAUUUAUUAAAAAUAAAAGUAGAUAGUAAAUUAGUAAUGAUUGAAUCUAAUUAUAAUCCAACUUUUGUAUCUAAUUUUUUAUAUCAAUUUAAUGAAAAUGAUUUAAAAAAAUCAUUAGUUACAGAAAAUAUAAUAAAAGAAGAAAUAGGAAAAGGUAAUUUUAUGUUAUAUAAUAAUAUGUGUGUAAUUAUGAAUAAAUUAAAUAUAAAUUGUAAUAAUUUCUCAGAUUAUUAUAAAAUUAAUGAUAAUAAUGAAAAUACAGAACAUCUUAUAGAAAAAAGUAUUAAAAUAUUUCAAGAAUUAAAUAAUAAAAAAAUUUUUGUAUAUAAAAUGAAAGAAUCUUUAUUUGCUAAAUGUAAUGAUGUGUCCAAUAAAAAUUUAAAUAAUGAUGAUAAUUAUAUAUUUAUAUAUGUUUCUGAAAAGAAAAUUUUAAAAAUUAGUGUUUUGUUUUUGAUACUGACUAUAUUCUUUUUGUGCUUAAGAAUAGCAUUGAUCAUAUCCAGGAUCUUAUAUGAUAUCAUAUUAUUUAUAUAUAUGAAAGGAUUUAGAUUAUCUAUAGAAAGUAAAAAAAAAUAUCUAUCGAAAUAUAUAUGGUCCGUAUCUACCUUAUAUUUAUUAGAAAUUAUAUUAGGUGAUGAAUGUAUAGUAUGGUGGCUUCAUGAUAUUGACCCAAUUUUUAGUUAUCACUUUCAAUAUUUUAUAUGGAUCAUAUCUUUAUUUUGCUUUGCAACCUAUGUUCUUCAUAAAAUUCUUAAAACAUGUGCAUCUCGUUGGGAUAGAACGAAUGACAGGGAAAAUAUAGACAACCAUGGUAAUCAUACGGAUGGUAAUACUUUAUUUGGUAACCCUAUAAUUAUAAACCCAUUAAAUGAUGGCCCUGAACCAAGGACCACAAGAUAUGAGAACUCUGCAAAUGUAAACCUUACUACAACAACUACUACUAAUAAUAAUAAUAAUAAUAAUAAUGAUAAUAAUAAUGACAAUAAUGAUAACAAUAUUAAUAAUUAUCAUAAUAAUAAUAAUAAUAACAAUGUUUAUACUGAAUUUCCAAACAACACGAACAAUAAUAUAAACUACACUUCCAUAUCUCUUUCGUUAAAAUGUGUACACGAUUUUCUCUAUGGAGCUAAUAUUAUGUUUGCAUGUAUCUUCUUAUUAUUAAAUUUGAGUAAAGUUCCCGUAAUUACAAUUAUAGUUACAUCUGUAGUUUUAUUUAUAGAUAUAUUAAAUGACACAUAUUUGGAACAGGUUCAUUUAACAUCUACAAUAACUAAUACGACGUUUCAGAGACCAAGACGAAAAAGAUUUUAUAUUAUUGAAAAUAAGAAAAAGAAAAAUUUUAAGAAUAUAUUUUUAAUGAGAAUAAAUGAACAUACCUAUCGAGAUGUAACCGUAGAUACAAUAAAUAAAAAAGAAAAGAAAAAUAAGGUUAACAACCAAAUACCUUUUAAUCAUAAGAAUAACAAUAAAUACUGGGAUAAUAAAAAUGGUAUAUUUAACAUACGUAAUAUCAUAAACAAUAAGUAUUUAAACAAAAAAAAAAAAAGUUUAAAAAAAACAGUAAAUAAAAAUAAUGAAAAUGAUGUCCAAGAUGAAAUCAACAAUAAUAAUAGUAAUAAUAAUCUGCCGGAAAACUAUGAACUUAAUAAUUCAAUUAUAGCAACAUAUGAAUAUUGUGAGAUAUGUGACGAACGAAAUAAAAAUGUAGUAUUACACCCAUGUAUGCAUGGAGGUUUUUGUGAAGCAUGUAUUAGAUGUAUGAUAUUUAAUUCUUUAAAAUUAAAAGAUACAUACCCCUGUUGUCCUCUGUGUAGAAAUCCUAUUGAAAAUGUUUAUAAAAUAUCUUAUGAAGAUGAUGAAAGGAAGGUUCAAGCUACGAAUAUACUAACCAUCAAAAGAAAAUGA